AUGGUAAUUGCCUGGUACUUGCUCAGUAUCAGUGUUACUUGCUGCAAAUUGCAGACUUGGACUGCACUUGCAGAAAGGUUAAACGUGGUGCAGCCAGCAGCAAACAUCCUGACUUCUGACCUUGUGAUGGAGGCAAGUUACAACCCAUAUGAGGGACCCAAUGAGAAUCCAGAAGCAGAACUUCCCCUUAAAGCUGGGAAAUACCUGUACGUUUACGGAGACAUGGAUGAAGAUGGUUUUUAUGAAGGUGAACUGAUGAAUGGACAAAGAGGACUGGUCCCCUCGAACUUUGUCGCUCUGUUACAGGAUGAGGAAUUGUUCCUGCUCCAUUCUGUGGACACGGAGAUGGACAAUAAUUUACUGAAUUCUGACCUGGGCCUCCAUCUCCAGAGUGACAGUGUGCUUCAGGACACCAAGUCAGAGAGUGUGCUCCCCAGUCAAACAGAGACCACAUUGUACAAGAAUGGCACAGGAACACUGGACAUAAACAUUGAUGAAAUUGGUGAAGAUAUUGUGCCUUACCCCAGGAGAAUUAACCUAAUUAAACAGCUCGCCAAAAGUGCGAUCAUAGGAUGGGAUCCUGCAGCGGUCCCUCCCGGGUGGGGGGCUGUGAGCAGCUACAAUGUUCUCGUCGAUAAGGAAGUGAGAAGUAACGUCCUCUCGGGAGGGAGAACGAAGGCCCUGAUCGAGAAACUCAACCUGGCCAAUGUCACCUAUCGUAUCUCGGUCCAGAGUGUGACCGAGCGCGGUGUCUCCGAUGAGCUGAGGUGCACCAUGUUGGUCGGGAAAGAUGUAUGUGUGGCUCCUUCUCACCUGAAGGUGGAGAACAUCACACAGACAUCGGCCGAGGUCUCCUGGUUGCCCAGCAACAGCAACUACAGUCAUGUGAUCUUCCUCAAUGAGGAAGAGUAUGAUGUGGUGAAGGCCGGGAGUUACAAGUACCAAUUCUUUAAUCUGAAACCAUGUAUGGUCUGUAAGAUCAAGGUCAUGGCCCGGCCUCACCAGGUACCAUGGCAACUGCCCCUGGAGCAGCGAGAGAAGAAGCAGAGCCUGGUGGAGUUCUGUACACUGCCUGCAGGUCCCCCAGCACCCCCUCAGGACGUCACGGUCCAGGUCGGAUCAACCCCAGGAACCAUUCAGAUCAGCUGGAAGCCGCCAUUGCUGAGUUUAUCAGGAACGUCAAAUGGAGCCAAGGUUACUGGCUACAGUGUUUGUGCUAAAGGUCAAAAGGUUGCAGAAGUGAUGCUGGCCACAGCCAAUGGUGUGACUGUUGACUAUUUACGAAUACAGAACCUGGAAACGAGGGAGAUUAUCGUACGGACUAUAUCUGCCCAGGGCGAGUCUGAGGACUCAUUCGCUGCUGCUAUCCCAACCGAACUCCUGGUGCCUCCAACACCCCCGUUCCGUGCUGCUCCCAGAACCAAGCCAUUAGCAAGUGCCAGAGCUCCCGAUACCAAAGACCAAGUGAUAGGCCCAGGCCUGAGAAGGGAUGAACCUUGGGAGCAAACGCAUUCUCCGUCUCCUCUCCACGGCAGCUCUUUGGAGCCUUCGCUGCUGAACCAUCAGGGCCGGCCUGUCAACAGGACUGGCAGAUCUCCCUCUCCACAGAGAAUCCUACCACAGCCCCAGGGAGCACCCAUCUCGAACACCAUCGCUAAAGCCAUAGCCCGCGAAGCAGCCCAGCAAGCGGUGGAUAUUAGCAGGGCUGAGAAACGCAGUCUGUUCAGCGAGAGAAGCCAAUCUUCACACCAGGAAAAUUCUGAUGAUGAAGACGAUGUUUACGAUGGACAAAUCCUCAAAAGGCCCGGUGCUUCAGUAGAUGAUUUCCUGAGAGGCUCGGAGCUGGGCAGACAGCAACAUUUUGGCCAUCAAGACGAUUACCAGACAGAGAGCAGCCGGGGUUCAGAUUUAUCGGAUAUCCUGGAGGAAGACGAAGAGGAGCUUUAUUCCGAAAUGCAGCAUGAGGAAGGGGGUAGGAGGAGGCACAGUGCAACUUCACAUAAUGCACUGAAGAUUUUAGGCAAUCCAGCGGGAUCCGGGCGCAAGUUGGACAGAAUGGAUCAUCUGGGCCGACGGGCAUCUCAUGGUAGUGCCCAGAGAGGAAGGCCCAUGACUGUGCCAUCAAUUGAAAUCACAGUGGACAGUAACAGUGAAGGAGGCCAUUCCCGUUCAGGAAGUGAAGGGAAUAUCUCUCUGGCGAGAGAUGAUGUUUAUUAUCGUAAUGUUGCCAGUCGAAGGAAAUGGCCAACUCAACGCAGCAUGGCAUCUGACAUUCGAUACGGACUGAGCCAAAUCCUGUUCCUGUUUCUCUUUCAGGCUGAAUUAACGUUUUGUGCCGGGGACAUCAUCAGCGUCUGGGGAGAACUAGAUGAAGAUGGAUUUUAUUAUGGGGAGAUCAAUGGCCAGAGAGGUCUUGUUCCUUCAAACUUCCUGGAAGAAGUUCCCAAUGAUGUUGAGGUCUAUCUCUCUGAAGCUCCCUCCAGAUACCCUCAAGACCCACCAGCCCGCCUGAAAGGGAAAAGGGUCCCUGGUGAAAACAUUCCAAGGAGGGCUCCGUCUCCAACUGUACAUCCCCACCACCAUUCUGGAGCUGGUGUAGUAGAUGGGCCAGACAGCCCAAUGUGGGCCAGAGAUAUGGCUUCAAAAAAGAAAAAGGGACUGUUAUCAAAAGGAAAGAAACUGCUGAGGAAGCUUGGUGGAGUGAAGUGAUUCUUGUGGAUUCGGAAUAAUCCUGCACUUCCACUGUCUUAUUUCCACACGGUGUAAUAGCUGCCCUUUACAUCCUUGCCUUAGAGAUGCACAAUGAUCUUACUUUUUUAUACCCAUCAUUCAGUAACAGAGAAGGUAUACGUUGUAUGUGCUGUCUGUAUUCGUUAAACUUCUCGCCACCAAAAAGCCAUUAGUUCCAAACUGUGAAAAGUCUUGUGUUUGCUUACCUGGGUCAGUGUCCAGUGUUGCCCUCUCUCCUGCCCCUCUGGAAAUAUGGCUGUACCUUUCCAUCUCAGAGUGAUCUUUCAUUGUCUGAACAACAAAGUGGCAUUCAACUGAAGAGGAAAGCAAUUAGCAAGCCCCCACCACCCCUCUCUCUCUGCUACCACAUACAUGAAAAUGCAUGCGUUUCCCUCAAAAUGUAUACUUGAUAUCAGUUUUUGUGUCCAAAACUGGUUAAAAUUGGUAUAUGUUCUUGAUAAAAUAAUGGCAUGCAAAAAAAAAAGCCAGUGCAAGACAUAUUUUAAAGAAACCAUAUCUUUAAUGUGUUCACUGAUAGAGUUUUACUCUAAAAUGCCUCCUCCCAUGAAAUUGCAGUUGAUGGGUUGUUUUAAGAGCAACACGGUUUUGUAUUACAACAAAAAAACAAUUGGUUGGCUGAUUAAUGUGUUUUCACAUGCUGGCCAGUAGUGACAUUUACACCUUACUAGGUGUGGCUAUGGAAGUAUGCAAAUGACCAUUAACCAGCCAAUUAAACACAGAUUU
Rhincodon typus (whale shark) is the source of this 3474-nucleotide messenger RNA. Its product is annotated as RIMS-binding protein 2-like. The transcript is spliced from 12 exons. The coding region runs from base 1 to 2709 and encodes 902 amino acids. Gene Ontology annotation, biological process: neuromuscular synaptic transmission. NCBI's taxonomy places the organism in Eukaryota, Metazoa, Chordata, Chondrichthyes, Orectolobiformes, Rhincodontidae. The record is from RefSeq and is a predicted model, not a curated record. Gene Ontology annotation, molecular function: protein binding.